UAAAUUGGGUCCAAGGGGGCUUCGGUAUCUCCCUAUCUGAUCGCAGGACAGCUGAUCAACAACAGCCAGUCGAAAGUAGUGGAACCUAAUGGCGGAAUUCACGGAGGAGUUCCACGUGGAAGCGAAGAGCAACGGGUGGGCAACUUACAGGCAGCUCAUCGAGCGCUUGCGCCGUCGAUUGGAAGCGACUCGUUCCCACGAUCGUCCUGUGCUUCCUGCUCAAGAGAAUCCACCUACCCGAUGGUUCGACCUCGUGCUGCGAACCUAUUCUCAUGAGAUCACGCUGAGGAUCCGGCGGGGCAACCUCUACCUGGACGCCUACCGAAUGGAGAACUCUAACCGGUGGUUGGAGUUUGGGAGGGAUCCUGCUCCGCAUCUGAUACCAGGAUCCUCCUUCCUUGGCUUCGGUGGGGAAUACAACGACUUGGAAAAUGCUGCCGGUCAGAGGAGAGAGGCCAUAAACCUUGGCCAGCAGCAACUCACGACCGCCGUAAAUCUGCUCGCUACCUCCACGGUGCGCCGAGAGAGGGCACGGUCGCUGAUCAUCGUGAUCCAGAUGAUCUGCGAAUCAGUUAGAUUCAUUCGUAUCUCCGAUCAUCUCUUGGACACAUACCGCGACGGUUCGCCAGCCCCUAACUGGAUGCAGAAUCUAGUGCACGGCUGGGGAGACCUCUCUGAAGAGUUGCUGCGCCAGGACGCCGAUGCCGAACAUCGCUUCCGACUUUCACAACCCAACCGAAUGGCAAUUUAUAACGCUUUAGAGGCGACAGCGCAAAUUGGCAUCUUGCUGCGUCCUUGCCUCGGGCCUCGAAGGAUCCCGCGCAUGCCCCGCGACGAUGGACCCGUCCGGCUUCCUCAAGGACGACCGCUGGUCGAGGUGUUCUUUGUGCGCAUCGACAACAUCGACGACGAGGACCCAGGCGAGCUCUACGGCUGGAUAACGGUCGCCGACGGAUUGCGUACUCAAUACAUCUGCAACCGAGCAAGAGACAAUUAUGAAUCCAUCCGCCCGGGCCAGUUUGCUUUGCUGACUGGCCCAGACCGAGCCAUAUCAGCCCUCGGGAGCUUCACCAUCGAUGUAGAUCUCAAGGAUAGGGAUGCUGACCCGUCUCCAGAUGACGAAGUCAGCCGCGGGCAGAUCUCGUGGAACGCUUACGACACCACCAACGAGUACGACAAGGCUCUGCUUUCCCGCGUUGACGGCAAGUAUGGUUCGAUAACAGUGAAGUACGCGGUGUUAAGCGAUGCGGUGGCGGCCAUUCUGGAGGUCACGCUCAUAGACGGAGAUGGGGAAGACCCAGCCGAAGUUUAUGGAGGACUUGCUGCUCUCAAUGGUCUCGGUGAAAGUGAGCUCUUCCGAAAGGGGUCGGACGACUACAUAGAAGUACGUCCUGGGCAGCGCAUCCCGUUGUUGAGGUCCAUCGUAGCAGUGCCGCUGAACUCCUCCCUCACAGUUCGAGCGCUUCUGUAUGAUCACGACACCGUUUCUCACGACGAUGAGAUUGCCAACGGCACUGCAAAGUUCCCUGUUCAACUCUCCGGUACAUCCCAGGAGUAUAUUUCUGGCAAGAACGGUAAAAUUCGAGUGAGGGUGACCUGGACCAUGGAUAUCUGAAGUCAUAUAUAUGCUACUAUAUAUGGAUGAUAAUAUGAAUAAGCUUGUGGUGAUUAUGCGUGUUGUCAUCAUGGCUGUCCGCUUGCUUCCUGAGCAUUAGUAUAUGUAAUGAGUCCGAAUCCUCCGCAAUGUAUGUGCUUUCCCUAGCAAACACUAAGUUUGCAUAAAUAAAUAGUAAUCUUGCAGAAAUAAACAUUGCAUAAAUGAUAAGGCUCAAAGUUGGACUUA
This is a messenger RNA of Phoenix dactylifera (date palm), 1843 nucleotides long. Its product is annotated as 60 kDa jasmonate-induced protein-like. Gene Ontology annotation, biological process: negative regulation of translation. Gene Ontology annotation, molecular function: rRNA N-glycosylase activity. The record is from RefSeq and is a predicted model, not a curated record. Lineage: Eukaryota; Viridiplantae; Streptophyta; Magnoliopsida; Arecales; Arecaceae.